AUGGCUGCUGAAAUGUUUCGCAGUUCAGAAUUCAUAACCACUUCAACAAGCUCAUUUGGGAGAGAGGAUAAAGGGAGUAAAGUCUUGAUCACCGGUGAUAAUCCUGAAGUGGCUAAUUUUGUUGAAGAUGAUUCUCUCAUAGAGUUGAAGCUGCUGAAACAUGAGCAAAGUUGGGACUUACUAAAGUGGGAGUUACUAAAGAAGCUUCCAUGCCCACCUGAGUUUGAAAUCCAUGGACAACUAAUUGCAGAAAAUUGUAAUGGCCUACCUCGAGAUAUUGUUUCAACGGCUAACGCUUUAAUCCUAAAGCUUAGACGUAUAGACGAUCCAAGUGGUCGGAUUCAAGUAUGGAAAGAAUUUUCCCAAGGCAUAGUUCCAUUCGACGAGUCAAGUUACAAUGAAUUGCCUUACUAUUUGAGACCUUGCUUUCUUUAUUUGGGAAUAUUUCCUCGCAAGUUUCUGUCAAAAGAAUCUGAACCUGAUCGAGAGAACUUCCUCCAAGAAUUCAUAAAGCAUGACCGGGAAGGAUUCUUUCCUGUAAUCGAUGGGGUAAAGAAAAAUCGACGUGUUUGUGUUCAUGGACACAUUUCUAAGUUCAUCCCAAAAUUCAUCUCUUCUUCAAGACAAGAGAUCUGGCUCGAGUCAUUUGUUUCUCACUCCAAUGAAGCAUUCACUUUGCAUAAGAAUGACAUUUCGAAGAUCCGUGCAGCUUUCAACCUACUUAGGGUGUUGGAUGCCAAGCCCAUCAAUGUCAAAAGAAUCCACAGUGAAUUGUGCCUCCUGGUACAUUUGAGGUACGUCACCCUUUCGCUCAAGGGUGACGUUCUCCAGAAGCUAUCUCCAAACUUCGGAAUUUGGGAGCAUAUUUUUGUUCUUGGAACACUGCAGCAACUGGAGGAGCUGAUGCUAAAAGAUAACGCAUUCUCUGGCAAGGAGUGGAAGGAGUCACUUCCAGCGAUCAGACGCAUUGUGUUGUUCAAAUGCGAGCAACUGCAAGAAAUUCCCAUUGAGUUGGCUCAUAUCCCAACCUUCCAAGAGUUGCAUUUGCAAAAUGGUGGUGAAAUAGCUAAAAUAUGUGCCAUGGACAUUCGCGAGAAGAAACUAGAAAUGAGAAAUACUAACCACAACAUCGUGUUCAAGCUCUUACCUAAGGAUAUAUUCAGAUGA
This is a messenger RNA of Salvia hispanica, 1167 nucleotides long. The record is from RefSeq and is a predicted model, not a curated record. NCBI's taxonomy places the organism in Eukaryota, Viridiplantae, Streptophyta, Magnoliopsida, Lamiales, Lamiaceae.